Messenger RNA from Solea senegalensis (Senegalese sole), 2122 nucleotides. RefSeq names its product phosphatidylinositol-4-phosphate 5-kinase-like 1 (gene pip5kl1). Gene Ontology annotation, biological process: phosphatidylinositol metabolic process. Bases 84 to 1469 code for a protein of 461 amino acids. Gene Ontology annotation, molecular function: phosphatidylinositol kinase activity. The transcript has 10 exons. The record is from RefSeq and is a predicted model, not a curated record. NCBI's taxonomy places the organism in Eukaryota, Metazoa, Chordata, Actinopteri, Pleuronectiformes, Soleidae.
UUUUUUGGAUUGUGGAGACCAUCAGCCACAGUGGACGUGGCUAUUAUCCCUUUUAUGUUGGUCUCCACGGUAACCAGGCUCAGAUGGAGUUAGCAGCAGCAGCAGAAGCAGGUAGUGGUGGAGGUCCUGAUGGCAGUGAAGGAGGUCCUGAUGUCGGUGGAGGAGGUCCAGGGACGAUGCCAGGCCUCCGCCAUCGCUCCGGCGCCAUGAAGCGGAGGAGGAGGUGGGGAGUUUUGAGGCAGCAGUGGAAACUCUUGGGCCUGUUUGAGAUCGACCAGCAGCACGAGUUCUUCAGCCUGACCUGCAUGAUGAAGGAGGGACUGGCAGCAGCCAUCGAGAACACGGUCCACCACGCGUCCACGACUGAAGCGUCAGACGAUGACUUCAGAUCGGAGGACACCCACAUUCAUAAGGACUUCACCAUGCAGACGUUCGCAGGCCCGGUGUUCUCCAGCCUGCGUGGCUCUCUGGGACUGACAGAGCAAGAGUAUCAGCAGUCGCUCUGCUCUGAAAACUCUUACCUCCAGUUCAUCAGCAACUCAAAGAGCAAGGCUGACUUCUUCCUGACGAACGACAAACGCUUCUUUUUAAAGACCCAGAACAAACGAGAAAUCAGGUUCCUACUGGACAAUCUGAAGAUCUACAUGGAGCAUCUGAGGAGGUUUCCUCAUUCACUCCUGGUCAGGUUCCUAGGUGUUCACAGGAUUAUAAUCCCACACAGACCUAAGAAAUACUUCAUCGUUAUGCAAAGUGUCUUUUAUCCAGAUGACCGAGUCAAUGCCAGGUACGACAUUAAAGGCUGUGAGAUGAGUCGCUGGACAGAGCCUCCACCAGAGGGGAAACAUAUCAUCGUGGUUCUCAAGGAUCUCAACUUUGAAGGCCAGUACAUUGAGCUGGACCAGCAGCGUUCCUGGCUCCUGCGUCAAGUGGAGGUUGACACGCACUUCCUGCAGCAGCUCAAUGUUCUGGACUACAGUCUCCUCCUGGCUCAUCAGCCCCUGCACCGAGACGAACGCCUCCAGAACCUCUCGUUUGCUUCCCUCAUCGUCAGAACUAAAAGAUCUGUGAAUCCAGGCUCCAGCCCCGCCCUCACGGACGUAGCUGCCCCUGUCCCAGGAGAAGUCCCGGAAGAUGACUCCAUCUCACUAAUGUCAGAGAGGGACGGAGGGUGUUUGAAGAAACCGAGGCCUGGAGAUACCGCGCAGGGAAGUGACGCAGCCGAGGCUCUCGACUUCAAGGCCCAGAACCGCCGUUUGCUCCCCAACUUCAAGAAUCCUCUGCACGUCAUCGACGGGUCUGAGCAGCGCUACUUCAUCGGCAUUGUGGACAUUUUCACCGUGUACGGUAUUAGGAAGAGGCUGGAGCAUUUGUGGAAGAGGCUGAGGCAUCCAGGCCGGUCGUUCUCUACCGUCAGUCCACAGACUUACUGCGUGCGCCUGUGUCAGUGGGUACAGGAUCAUACCAAGUAGCCCAAAGCCGUGGUUCCAUCAAUAGGAACGGUCGUUCUGGUACAGUACGGUACGUACGUAAGAAUCGUACCAAAAAGUCCCAUUUUUGGAACUCUUCCCUUGUGGUACCAGAGUGGUACGGUAUGGUCAGGGUGGAACUAGACCAGUACCCUGACCCAGGGCUUUACCAUUCGAAACCGUACCACACUGUACCAAACUGAACCGUUCCAUGAUGGAAACACAGAACAAGAGUCACUCAAGCCAGUUCCAGACAUGAACUCCAAACAAUACCCGGGACAUUUAGUUUUUUGUGCACAAAAGUAGAACGCAGCAGUAUAGUGACCGGGUCACGCCUUCACACCAGCAGGAGAGUGUCCAGGUGAUGGGGGGGAGGGGCUGGGUCACACAUGCAGCAGGUAGAACACUCACUGGCUGUUCUCACGUGGGCUCAGCUGGACUUUACCUGGAGAUUAGACUGGGAAUCUGGUGGAAGAAUUUGAGGUAAAUUUCGGGGGGGGGGUGACUGUUGACGGACAUUUGUGUGCUCAAACAUAAAAGGCAUAAUGAACUAAUCAAAAUGGUUCACCAUGUUUUGUGUAAAGCUUGAGCCUCGUGUCUGGAAAUAAUGAUCUGUGCCGUAACCUGAGUCUAAUGGAUAAAGGAUGUGGAAGAGA